Molecule: messenger RNA, 1392 nt
Organism: Penicillium argentinense
Lineage: Eukaryota; Fungi; Ascomycota; Eurotiomycetes; Eurotiales; Aspergillaceae
Product: proteasome regulatory particle base subunit RPT2
Exons: 4
Coding region: 1-1392 (463 amino acids)
Biological process (GO): proteasome-mediated ubiquitin-dependent protein catabolic process
Cellular component (GO): proteasome regulatory particle, base subcomplex
Molecular function (GO): ATP hydrolysis activity; ATP binding; proteasome-activating activity
Source: RefSeq, a predicted model, not a curated record
AUGGGCAACCAGCAAUCGAACAUGGGCGGGGGACCCGGUGGAGAUGGACGUGAUGACAAGGAUAAGAAGAAGGACAAGCCCAGAUACGAGCCUCCUCCACCACCCACCACCCGCAUCGGAAAGAAGAAGCGCAAGGCCGCUGGUCCUAGUACCGCCUCCAAGCUCCCAGAUAUUUAUCCUACUUCGCGAUGCAAGCUACGAUACCUCCGAAUGCAACGAGUCCAUGACCACCUCUUGCUCGAGGAGGAGUACGUCGAGAAUAUGGAGCGGCUGCGUAAGGCCAAGGCUCAAGCUACUCAGGGGCCCGUUGAUCGAGGUGAUCUCGAUGUGAUGGAUCGCAAUGCUGAUGAGCGGAGUCGAGUUGAUGACAUGCGUGGCAGCCCGAUGGGCGUUGGUAACCUGGAAGAAUUGAUCGACGACGACCAUGCGAUUGUUUCGAGCGCCACUGGCCCCGAGUACUAUGUCUCAAUCAUGUCGUUCGUCGACAAGGACCUCCUUGAACCCGGCGCCAGCAUUCUUCUGCACCACAAAUCGGUAUCUGUCGUGGGUGUCUUGACAGAAGAAUCCGACCCUCUUGUGUCGGUGAUGAAGCUGGACAAGGCUCCUACGGAGUCAUAUGCCGAUAUUGGUGGUUUGGAACAACAAAUCCAAGAGGUUCGGGAGUCCGUCGAACUGCCCUUGCUACACCCUGAGCUGUAUGAGGAGAUGGGUAUCAAGCCACCAAAGGGUGUCAUCCUGUACGGUGCGCCCGGAACAGGAAAGACACUUCUUGCCAAGGCUGUCGCCAACCAAACAAGUGCCACUUUCCUGCGUAUUGUUGGCAGUGAGUUGAUCCAGAAAUACCUGGGUGAUGGCCCUCGCUUGGUCCGCCAAAUUUUCUCCGUCGCUGCCGAUCACGCACCCUCGAUUGUGUUCAUUGACGAGAUUGAUGCCAUCGGUACUAAGCGGUACGAGUCGACAUCUGGUGGUGAGCGAGAAAUUCAGCGCACCAUGCUGGAAUUGCUCAACCAACUGGAUGGCUUCGAUGACCGUGGUGACGUGAAGGUCAUCAUGGCCACCAAUAAGAUCGAAACGCUGGACCCUGCUCUGAUUCGACCUGGCCGUAUCGAUCGUAAGAUCUUGUUUGAGAACCCCGACCAAACUACCAAGAAGAAGAUCUUCACCCUGCACACCUCCAAGAUGUCCCUUGGUGAUGAUGUCGACCUGGACGAAUUCAUCAACCAGAAGGACGAUCUUUCCGGUGCCGAUAUCCGGGCCAUCUGUACUGAGGCUGGUCUGAUGGCUCUGAGAGAACGACGUAUGAGGGUACAGAUGGAUGACUUCCGCUCGGCUCGGGAGCGGAUCAUGAAGACCAAGCAGGACGGCGGCCCUGUGGAGGGACUGUACUUGUAA